Monomorium pharaonis (pharaoh ant) is the source of this 2657-nucleotide messenger RNA. Its product is annotated as ribosome biogenesis protein NOP53. Gene Ontology annotation, cellular component: nucleolus. Lineage: Eukaryota; Metazoa; Arthropoda; Insecta; Hymenoptera; Formicidae. Bases 165 to 1538 code for a protein of 457 amino acids. Gene Ontology annotation, biological process: rRNA processing; ribosomal large subunit assembly. Gene Ontology annotation, molecular function: 5S rRNA binding. The transcript is spliced from 4 exons. The record is from RefSeq and is a predicted model, not a curated record.
CGAACAAACCAUUCGUCACGAAAGCGGCUCUAUAUAAUUUUGGAAUCUUAGGUUAUUACUACAUUGAUCUAAGUGAGGUUAGAUUGGUAGAAUUGUUUGCACGUGGUAUUGUAAAGAUAUAAACAUAUACAUUUACGAAAAGUUAUCGAAAUAAUUUAUAAGAAAUGCUUGACGUCCAGGCUAAAAAGCAUAAGGUUUCUAUGAAGACCAAAAAAUCAUGGAGGAAAUACAGUGAUGUCAAAGAUAUAGAUGCAUUUCUUGACAACCGCAGAUUAGAAGAACGAUUGGGUGAUUCUUUUGCCAAGCGCACAGAUUCACAAUUAUUUAUUAUCGACAAAACUACAGUCGAUGCAACUGGAAAUGCAAUUUCUAAACGUGCUGCUAGAUUAACAUUGAAAAAUAAAGAACCAAGAUGUUUUACUUCGUUAAAACCACAUACAUGUGUACCUGAUCCGAUUUCUAAAAGAAAUCGAGUGAGAUCGAAGGAAGAAAACAUGAAUUCCAUACUACUUCAACGUGAAAGGAAAAGAAAAAUAAAGGAUAUUUUUAAAUUAAAAGAGAAGAAAGUGUUGGAGAAUGAAAUGCAUCCAAAAGUUUCUUCAGGGAAUCGUUCUAAAAGAGGAGAGAUUAAAGAUGACGUAUGGAAUGAUACAAAUGUCAUAUUGCCAGAAACACUUACAAAAUGGAUGUCUUCAGACAGCAUUAGACAUACGAUUAAGCAUUUAGGAGUGACGAAAAGAAAAUUACCUUCAUCAUUGUGUAAAAAACCAUCUGUAUUAUGCGCAAUAGAGACGCCUCAUCCUGGUACAUCGUAUAAUCCAUCGUACAACGAUCAUCAGGAACUGUUAAACAAAGUUGGGCAGAAAGAAUUGAAGCUUAUAAAACAGGAAGAGCAUUUGGACAGAGUCACCAUUCAAAUGUUUCAAAAAAUUUCAUUACAGAAAAGAGAUGAAGAUAUCAUGAAAGAAAUGUCAGAAGGUUUGCCGAAGAAUCGAAUUACAUCAAAUUUUAAAUCUAAUGAGUAUUAUGAUCAAGAGGAUUCAAUCGAAAUAACAAAUAAUAAAUCUAUAAAGAAUGCUAAAAAGACGCUUGUGCAAAGAAGGAAGCAACGAGAACAGAAACAAGCAGCUAAUGAACGUGCAUUGAUGAAACUAGAGAAGAAAAAAGUAUCUGACAUUUAUAAAUUAAAAGUUCUGCAAAUGCAGAUAGAAGUAAAUGAGAGAAAGCAAGAAUUCUUGCGGCAGAAACGUAUAAAGAAAUAUGAGAGAGAAUCUCUUAUGCCAAAGACACUAAGUAAGACCAGUUUUGAGCCCAUUGAUCCUGAUUUUCAGUUAGCAGAAGAAUUAACUGGCAAUUUGAGAAAUUGUAAACCUUCUAAAAAUUUACUGAAAGAACGAUAUAAAUCGUUUCAACAGAGAAACAUUGUUGCACCAACCGUCAUAAAAUUGAAACGGGACAAAGCAAAGAUGAAAAAAUUUAUAAAAUCUGACCAUAAAAUAAAAAACUUGGAUGACAUCAAGGCAACUACAAUUUUUUAAAAAACAGGAUUUAAUAUUUGAUUUGAUUAAUCUAUUAUUUUGACAUUGUAUGUAAUUGUGUCGCUAUGACGUGCUAAGAUCUAUAGCAAAAAGAAAAAAAAUUUAACCAGUAAAAUGUAAGCAGUAAAGAAAUCAGCAGUUUGGAUUCGAUUAUGUUAUGCUUUAACCCUCCGUCUGUACACUUACUUUCACCAAUACGGUCUGUGCACUGAUUCCUUUUUGUCCUGUCCCUUUUAAAAUGUUUUUAAAAUGUUAAAUACAUGCAACAAAAUCUUAAAAAAUUCUUAUGUACUCUUGAGUGACUACAUUUUAAAUUUUAAUAAUUAUUUUGGUCAUUUAUUAAAAGGGAGCCAAGCUCCAUCUAUCACCAGUUUUGUGAUAUACAAGUGAAAAAUUUAGUUUGUUUCCUUUUGGGGUUAAUGUACAGACGGAGGGUUAAUUUCUUAAUUGUGAAGCCUACGAGACAUACAAAAAUACAUAAAAUAGAAGUAAUAAAUAAAUCAACCAAUUAGUCGAAAACAUAAGCAGUCAUUUUAAAAACAACGUUGAAAUUGUUGAAAUUUUUACUCGCGUCUUAAGUUUUGUGUUUACAAUGCUAGAAUUCGAUUGUUGUUACACAUUGAUUACAUAUUUUUGUAUACGGUUGGCGGAUUGUCUUAUUCCUGAAAUUUUUUUAUGUAUUAUGAUCUAGCUACUAGACUUUAACACAUUAAAAUACAUAAAUAGUAAUAGCUAUAUUGGAUAUGCCAUAUUGGACACGGUAAACGCUUAUCACGUGGCGAAAAUGAAUGCAACGAAAUCUUUCGCUACAUAAAAUAAAAUCACUUCAUCCAACUUUGAUUGGCUACCGCGUUGCAUCUUGUUGCGUGGUAAGUGUUUCAGCGUUCAAUGUUCAGAAACUAUAAAAUAUGAGUAAUGAAAAGUACUUUACACAGUAGUACUAUAGAACUAUAAUUUUUAACAUUGCUUAAGUUUUCAAUUGUAAUAGAUUUAUUUAUUUUAUGUCUUACUGCUUAUGUAUUUUUGUGUGCCCUAGAUUUAAUUUGUCAUAUGUAUGUUACAACGAUAUCUCAACUGGAGUUCAAAAUAUAGUUGACACUUAGUGCGUUUUACUUGUAA